AAAAAAAAACAGCAGUGUGAACAAAGUGUAUGAUGGAACCAAUCUACUGCUCCACAAAUGGCAACUUUUAGAGAGGUAUCCAGUCCUUCUCCUUGCCAGGAGAACCUCAAACGGUUUUUCUGCAGAGUGCUUCUGUCCAUGGAAGAUGGAAACAGAAGAUGCACAGGAUGCAUUUGUCACAAUAAAGAGGUUAUAUGAAAGUCUUCUGAAUGUGGCUAUUGCAGAGAAAGCAACAAGCAGAGUGGGAGAGACUCCAGCACCAAACAGCAAACAGACAGAGACUCCACCAAUACACAACACAGCAGACCCGGCAUCAGAGUCAACACCUCUGCUCCCCUGUAAUGUGGAUAACUCAGAGAAAGCAGCAAGCAGCACGGUCGAGACUCCAGCAACAACCAGCAAACAGACAGAGACUCCACCAAUAGACAACACAGCAGACCCAGCAUCAGAGUCAACACCUCUGCUCCCCCCUGAGUCUGAAACUCCUGCAUCUUCCUCCUUGGCUUCUCCUAUUUCUUUCACAAACUCCUUGUCGUUAUCUGUUGCUCCUUCAGUCUCCACCCUGACUCAGUCUGUUUUGAAGUUCUCUCAACCCAGUCCUAUAUCUUCUUCCCUGGCUUCUCCUCUGCCACCAGCCUCUAUCCUUUCUGCUUCUUCUAAACUCAAUCCUGUGUCCACUGAGCUAGGCAGUCCAGACACAGUGUCUUACGCACAAAAAAAAAGACAAAUAAAGAGGAAAACAGAACCUAAAGAGUGCCCCAUUCAUAAAGACUCCACCAGUUUCCCCUACAAAAAAAUUUUGAGGAAGAGAAUCAGGGAGGGCCAUGCAGAAGUUUUGGUGCAGUGGCAUCCUUGCUCUGGAUGGUAUGUUUGUUAUCUGAGGUGUACUAUUCCAGAUGUGGUCAAGCAACCAGCCAGGAAAGAGGAGAGGCCAUCUAUGUCAGGUGCAUUCUUUUCUCACAUCAAGUACAAGCCAGACUCCCAGGAACAACGCAUUAAAGAGGAGGCUAUAGCUAAAUGGGUAGCUCAGACAGCCCACCCUCCACGGACAGUAGAAGAUGAGGAAUUCAUCAACAUGAUGGAGAAAAUAGAUAAAAGACUGACUGUGCCAAAAAAGACCAAAAUUACAAAUCUAGUGGACCAAAUGUACCUAGCUGAAAAGUGCUUGCUAUUUCAAUGUUCAGGACAGUAA
Labeo rohita (rohu) is the source of this 1192-nucleotide messenger RNA. RefSeq lists its product as uncharacterized. Bases 146 to 1192 code for a protein of 348 amino acids. The record is from RefSeq and is a predicted model, not a curated record. NCBI's taxonomy places the organism in Eukaryota, Metazoa, Chordata, Actinopteri, Cypriniformes, Cyprinidae. The transcript has 8 exons.